AUGCCAUCUUCUAACAUGUUCGGAGGCGACGGCGGCGGCGGCAGUGUAUUUAAACUGCUUUCCGAUGAUCCGGACCAAACAUUUGACGAAGAUGAGAUUAUCAUCCAGUUUACUAUCUACGCCGGGGCAUAUGUCGACGGCAUAUCUUUCAAGACGAACAAACUCGCCGGCGGGUUUUCAGCUCGCGGCCCCGGAGGCGGGGCGCAUCGGGUUGAUGUUGGUAAUGGCAAGCUGCGGGGCUUCACAGGGAAAUCGGGAUACGACAUUGACGCUCUUUCUGUCACCUCUAACUAG
Messenger RNA from Penicillium griseofulvum, 294 nucleotides. Its product is annotated as Mannose-binding lectin. NCBI's taxonomy places the organism in Eukaryota, Fungi, Ascomycota, Eurotiomycetes, Eurotiales, Aspergillaceae. Bases 1 to 294 code for a protein of 97 amino acids. The record is from RefSeq and is a predicted model, not a curated record. The transcript is spliced from 2 exons.